Molecule: messenger RNA, 3262 nt
Organism: Mercenaria mercenaria
Lineage: Eukaryota; Metazoa; Mollusca; Bivalvia; Venerida; Veneridae
Product: voltage-dependent calcium channel gamma-5 subunit-like
Exons: 6
Coding region: 926-1675 (249 amino acids)
Biological process (GO): positive regulation of synaptic transmission, glutamatergic; regulation of AMPA receptor activity; postsynaptic neurotransmitter receptor diffusion trapping
Cellular component (GO): AMPA glutamate receptor complex; postsynaptic density membrane
Molecular function (GO): channel regulator activity; voltage-gated calcium channel activity
Source: RefSeq, a predicted model, not a curated record
CAGCACAACCCAUAAAUCAUUGGCCAAUAUCGAAUUAGCCAGCGGCACACACAUUUAGUUUUUCCCUGGAAAACAGACAUCAGCGGCAUAACAUCGAUUGUUUCUGUUGUUUGAUUAUAUAAAAAAAAGUUACAUUACCAUGUGAAACAAACAAGGGAAUCUAAUCGUCCCAUACAACGCCAGACAAAAUAAUAACAAAAUAGAUUCAUUUCUACUAGUUAUUCCAGAAGCUGAGAGUGCAAUGCACACGGUGAUUGAUACAGAGCUGGUAAGAGGGAUCCAAUAUUACGAAGCAUCAGCUUCCAAGAUACUAUAACCAUAUUGAUUCCCAGGCAAAUGUGACAGGCACAUUUUCACUUCAUCCUCCAGUCAAUGAAUAUUUCAUGCUGGAAACGCAUAAUACAGUUCCAUUAAAAUGAUUUAAACUUCAUUACUGUGGCUAUAAAAAAAUGGGAAAACCUAAAACUCGGGAAGAGCUCUUGCCACAUUUAGUACAAUUAGUUUAGAUAUAAUCUCGAUAUCGGCAUUAUCAUAGAAACAUAAUCGCUACGACCGCUCGAUUCAGAUGGAGUUGGAUUUAAAACAUUGUGAUUUUGCAUGGAAAGUUCCUGGAUAGAGUGUCAUGUCAGCAUUUAUACCAUUGUCUGUGUAUAUCUCAAUUUAGAGUGAAAUGUGAAUUUUCAUUGAUUCAUGUAACAUGUCUUUAGCAUACUUCUGGCGUUUUAGAAGAGGCUUAUAUUCUACGAUUUGAAAAUAUUUUAGCACUUUUGCGGAGCUUGGAAUUGAAAUAAAAUAUUUCUGAAUUUUGUGAAACUGCAAAUAGUUCAAUGAACGUAAACUCUUUCUUUAUGAAGGAAUUGUGAUGGAUUUCUUAAGAAGUACUGCGACUGUAAUUUAGGCGAUAGGAAUUAUAUACGGACGAAAGAUGGUUUUUACACCGCGUGGUCUUAUGGUAACGUCAGUUGUUGUUGGAGCUGUUGCUGUAGCGACGUUAGCGUUGUCAGUGGCAACGGAUGCCUGGUUAUUUACAACAGAAACCAUGGAACACCCGGAAAAUAAGACUGUUAAUAUGGUAAUAAAAGCUCAAAUGGGUCUGUGGAAAGUUUGCCUAAACACAGAUUUCAGCAAAACACCUCCAGUGAAAAUUGGUGGUGGACAAAAACUUUGUGAAUCUUACGAUGCUGUUCACACAGACACAGAAAGGGUUGAGUCACAGCAAACAUCUUUUGCAAUCAUGCGCGCCACGCGAGUAGCGGCUAUGUUCCCAGUGGUGGCUUUGGUAAUGAUAACGAUAGCCGUGAUCCUUGGAAUAAUUGGCAACAUCAGGCGUGACAUCAAGACACUUUUGGCUGCUGUAAUAUCCAUUCUUGGAGGUCUGACAUUAGCUGUAGGUAUCAUAUUUUAUAUUUCUGCCAUUAACGACGAAGUCGGUCAUAGAACCAAAGGGAAGGAAGGUAAACAAUUUGAAUACGAAUAUGGUUGGUCGUUUUUCUUCGCUGGAAUGGCAUUUAUGAUAGCAGAAGGAACAGCCGUCGUGUUUGUUACACAAUUUAUGCAAAGGAACGCUACCACUGACGACAUGGUUAGGAUUAUUCCAGGUCUUGAAGACAAACUGGAAAGUACAGAUAAAGAUGAAAAUGAUGACGGUGCAACGAACCCAACAAUUGUUAUGUAAAAAGUGAAAGGGAAUUUCCUAUAACUUUACUGUUAUUAUUAAAAGCGUUGAAUUUGCAUUUUCUACAAUCUGUGCAAUUUAUUUGCAAACAGUGAAAGUGUUUACUACAAAUUCUUUUACAGUCACGUUAACAGUGCAAGAGUAUUUGCUCAUUUACUGUAUUAUACAAGUAUUAUAUAAACCAUUUUCAAUGAAUGACGUCGUGUGUUCGUUAAUCUGUGCGCACUACAGCAAUGAAUGAAAACCUUGCGAUCAGUCGUUUGACAACGGACGCAUUUUUAAAAAGCCUUGACCGUAUUAUGGGUCACAUUUUAAUACGACACAGCGGAUGGGCUACCAGAUAUGAUUAAAAAUGGAAGACAAACAUAGCACAUUAAUGUUGCAGAGAGGUUAGGAAUUAAAACCUAUUUAAUGUUCGUUGUUACUCCGAACAUAGCACUUUUCUUGUCGGUAUGUACGACAGCCUUUGCAAAACAGUUUAACUACAUCAGCAUUUAGUAGUUCGACAUAUAAAAUGAUCUUCUCAUUGUUAUAAAACUUAUAAAACAAGACCAUUAACAUAAAAGUUAAAUCUGUUUAAAGUAAACAUACCGAUUGGUCGGGCAUGAUGUUACAUUCGUCAUGAGAAUUUUUGUGCAUGUAUUGUAUAAUUGUACUUUUUACAUUGUAAGCAUUGGUUCCGAUACUUAAGACAAUUGCAGUUAGUAUUUGAAGAGUUUCGGGCACUUCGGAAGUGAGCCGAUAAUUGCCUAAUGGAUGAGACAAAUGUGAUUAUAUUAUUUCAUUGUUAUGUCUUAAUUUUUACUUUCAACGUAUUGUCUUGUUUAUUCAAUUUCCAGCAUCGGCUGGUGACCAUUUAUGGUCGUUAAAACGACAUGUGUACAUAGCUUACAAACCUGUUUAUACACUUGUGUUAUAUUCGAAGUUGUGACAUGAAGUUCACUAUUCUUGUGAUAUGAUGUUUUGAUCUUAAGCAAAUCCCUUCGUUCAUUUAUCAGCUUGUUACAAUAUAAUUGGUAUAAUAACUCAUGCAACUGGCUCGCAGAAUCAAAAACAACAUUUCUUAUGUCCUUUAUCGUUAGUAUCCGUGUUAAUGAAACAUAUCUGGUAUAUCUUCAGCUGGUAUUUGCAAAGAAAUUUGGUUAAUACGGAUUAUUAAAAAAAAAAAAAUAAUGUAGAUCUAAACUUUGUAUACAUUUUACCGCCUUUUUUACGCGACGUUGUUUAACGACGUCACGUCCGUUGUUUUUAUUGUUAUUCUUCCCUGAGGAAGGCUUAACGCCGAAACGUUGGAAGUUAAUAAUUAUCUAUGAACAAACGCUACACGUGUUGUUGUUGAUUUUUCUUAUUUGUUAAUUACGGAUUAUUAAAGAAUACUGCACAAUCGUAAAAUGCAGUUUGGACAUACAAGUCACCAUGUUUCAUUUUGCCACAAUUAGUGUAUCAUAUUAACAACUUCUGAUUAUUUAUAACAGAUAUUUGCAUGAUUCAAUUGCAUUGUAAUUUAUCUACCACAAUUUGAUGCACUUAAUACAUUUUGUGUUACAUUGUUUUUUUUAACAAAUAAAACUGUUUCUUUUAUUGUUA